CGAAGGGUCAGGAUCGUAGAACCAAUUAAAAUAAUGUAUAAAAUAAUCUGUUUGAUUUUCUGCGUAGUCGUGAGUUUGAACAGCGUUCAUGGAAAUGUAGAAGAUAAAAUAGCUAUCAUGAGUGCCAUGAAGCCAAUAGUGGAUGAGUGCGCUAAGAAACAUGGCGUCACACUUGAAGCCCUCUUGGCUGCUAAAGCAUCAGGGAAAAUAGACGGCAUUGAACCUUGUUUCUAUAGUUGUGUUUAUAAGAAAACAGAAUUUUUGAACAGUAAGGGCGAAUACGAUGUGGAUAAUUCCUUAGUCAAGCUUAAGAAGUACAUUAGCAGCGAUGAUGAUUACGCCAAAUUCUCACAAAUUGGAAAAGAUUGUGCAUCAGUUAACUCAAUGCCUGUCGGGGAUGGAGAAGCUGGAUGCGAGAGAGCUGUGCUACUAACCCAAUGUUUUUUGGAACACAAGGGCGCGGUUCCCAUGUAAACUCUUGAAGACGGAUAAAAUGCUAAACUAAGUACAUUAACCUAUAAGUUUACCAACUUAUUACAUUUCUUUGUUGUACCUUAC
Messenger RNA from Spodoptera exigua (beet armyworm), 558 nucleotides. Lineage: Eukaryota; Metazoa; Arthropoda; Insecta; Lepidoptera; Noctuidae. The record is from the annotation of a GenBank genome assembly.